AUGGAGGCGGGUGGAGGACGAGACACUGAUGGAGAUCAGGGCCCCAUCGUGCAGCACAUGGCAGAGAACCUGACUGAGAUCAGCACCCCCAUUCUGCCGGGCACUGCACAGACAGAGAGGGACAGUCCAUGCCCCAAAGAGAUCAUAAUCCAAAGAGACAAUGGGAGCGUGUCCGCCCCGCGCUGUCCCCGGCCCCACGCGCUGCCCUCCCCUCCCGGCCCGGCACAGGCCCCGCUACCGGCAGGAAGGGGCGGCUCCUCCCAGGGCCUGGCCCUGACCCCGGACCCCUCGCAGGGGGGUUGGGACACGCGGGGACCCGCCUCAGCCCGGAGGGAGCAGGAGAAAAGCAGGGACUCAGCCUCCCCCUCCAGCCCCUGGAGACACCCCGGGGAGCGCCGCAGCCCCGGGUUUCCAGUUUCCAAACCCUCUGUGAUCUCCCAGCUGGAAGGAGGGGAAGAGCCGUGGGUCCUGGAUCUCCAGGGUUCAGAGGAAAACGAGAUCCUGAGAAGUCCCUGGACAGGUGAGGAAACAUUAAACCAACCCAGAAACUCAGGUGAUGGGGUGGUGAGGGAGAGCGAGGAGCAGAAUCCUCACCAGGAAGAUGCUGAGCUCGCCGAAGCGCAUGGGGAAUUACUGCGAAGAUCCAAAGGGAGCGUGUCCAGCCCCCGUGAUCAGGGAAAAGCUGAUGAAAGUUACCAGAGACAAGAGAGAGAGCAGGGAAACCACUCAGAGGAGAGAGUGGAUGAACCCAUUAAUUGUCAGGCAACUCACAGGGACCUCAAGGAAACUACAUCCCAGGAGAAAAUCCUCACGCAGAAGCGAGAGAAUACGUGUAGUGAGUGUGGGAAAAACUUCAAUUACCAUUCAGCCCUUAUUCGACAUGAGAUAAUCCACACAAAAGAGAGACCCUACGAAUGCUGUGAGUGUGGGAAAAGCUUCAAUCGUACCUCUGCCCUUAGUAGGCAUCAGCAAAUACACAGAGGAGAGAAACCCUAUGAAUGCUGUGAGUGCGGGAAACGUUUCACUCAGAGAUAUACCCUUAUCUCUCAUCAGAGAAUCCACACAGGAGAGAGACCCUAUGAAUGCUGUGAGUGCGGGAAACGUUUCACUCAGAGAUCAGCCCUUAUCUCUCAUCAGACAAUGCACAUGGGAGAGCGACCCUACGAAUGCUGCGAGUGUGGGAAAAGCUUCUCUUGGAGCUCAAACCUUACUAUACAUCAGCGGAUCCACACAGGAGAGAGCCUAUCCUCCCUUACCUCUCAUCAGACAACGCACGCAGGAGAGCGACCCUAUGAAUGUUGUGAGUGUGGGAAAAGCUUCUCUCGGAGCUCAAACCUUACUAUGCAUCAGAGGAUCCACACAGGAGAGACACCCUAUGAAUGCAGUGAGUGCGGGAAACGUUUCACUCACCUCUCCUCCCUUAUCUCUCACCAGAGAGUCCACACGGGAGAGAGACCCUAUGAAUGCAGUGAGUGCGGGAAAAGCUUCUCUCGGAGCUCAACCCUUAUUACACAUUACAGAAUCCACACCGGGCAGAGACCCUAUGAAUGCUGCGAGUGUGGGAAAAGCUUCGCUCAUAGUUCAGGCCUUUCUAAACAUCAGAGAAUCCACACUCAAAAGCGAGAGAAUACAUGUAGUGAGUGUGGGAAAAACUUCAAUUACCAUUCAGCCCUUAUUCGACAUGAGAUAAUCCACACAAAAGAGAGACCCUACGAAUGCUGUGAGUGUGGGAAAAGCUUCAAUCGUACCUCUGCCCUUAGUAGGCAUCAGCAAAUACACAGAGGAGAGAGACCCUAUGAAUGCUGUGAGUGUGGGAAAAGUUUCACUCAGAGAUAUACCCUUAUCUCUCAUCAGAGAAUCCACACGGGAGAGCGACCCUACAAAUGCUGUAAGUGCGGGCUAAGCUUCACUCAGAGAUCAGCCCUUAUCUCUCAUCAGACAAUGCACACGGGAGAGCGACCCUACGAAUGCUGCGAGUGUGGGAAAAGCUUCUCUCGGAGCUCAAACCUUACUAUACAUCAGCGGAUCCACACAGGAGAGAGACCCUAUGAAUGCCGUGAAUGCGGGAAACGUUUCACUCACUCCUCCUCCCUUACCUCUCAUCAGACAACGCAUGCAGGAGAGCGACCCUAUGAAUGUUGUGAGUGUGGGAAAAGCUUCUCUCGGAGCUCAAACCUUACUAUGCAUCAGAGGAUCCACACAGGAGAGACACACUAUGAAUGCAGUGAGUGCGGGAAACGUUUCACUCACCUCUCCUCCCUUAUCUCUCACCAGAGAGUCCACACAGGAGAGAGACCCUAUGAAUGCAGUGAGUGCGGGAAAAGCUUCUCUCGGAGCUCAACCCUUAUUACACAUUACAGAAUCCACACCGGGCAGAGACCCUAUGAAUGCUGCGAGUGUGGGAAAAGCUUCGCUCAUAGUUCAGGCCUUUCUAAACAUCAGAGAAUCUGUAAAGGAGAUAAACUUCAUAAAAACCUUCUCUAGAGCUGUCAGAAGACUUUUUUUCUUUAAUUCUUUUGACAGUUCCCAGAUAGUGAGUGUUAAGGCUGUUUGCAUCUUUUGCCCACUGUAGUCCCUCAGCUCCCACACGAGUUGUGCACUUUUGAAGCUCGCCCGUCUUUGGGGUGGAUCCUGUGGUCCUUUCUAUCAACUCCAUUGUCCUGUGAGUCAUGGGAGUGGGUGUCCUUUCUAUCAGGAAUGUCAUCACCCCAGGUGGGGGAGAUGGGGAGUGUCUUCAACCAGCUAUGUUGAGAUAAAAUCUACCUGGGUCUCAUCACUGUGGUUGCCAUGGAGUUAGCUAGCUUGAGUUCACUUUCCUGAUGUAAAAAGACAGCUAUUCUUGCAGUAAAGACAUGGGCCAUGGAUAGUGGGUGGGGUUAUCUAGCACAUUUCCUCCUGAUCUGACCUAACCACCGUCACAUUUCCUUGUCUAAACAAACCUGGAGAUUCACAUUUAUACUCCUCCUCUCAGUGCAAAGUUAUUGUUCGAGUUGCCAUGUUCCUCUCUGAGGACAGAUCGUCUCAUUCCCAGUUGUUCUCACAUUACCCUGGAUUGUGCAGAACAGCAGUUAUUUUGUUGACUUUUUUCUCAUGUAAAAUAUAUUUAAAUAUGAUGAAGAGCUGGAGCAGUGUCAGGGAAAUAAGGGUCAUUUCAGGCUCUGUGACACUGGAAGGAGAUGGGGCGACUCAGAGAUUCCGUCCUUCCCCAUCACCCCAGAACUGUUACCUUGUGUCUGAGCCAUGCAGAGUUCACCCCUUCAUAUUCCUUCACUUCCCAACGUGUCCGGUGAGGUCAUGUUCUUGGCUGUCCAUGCUUGGGAAUGGUGCUUGGACGUCUUUGAUCCUAAAUCAGAGUCACUCUGGCAGGAGCUGAAAGUGUCACAGACCUGGAAGGGGAUUUCAAAUGGAUCCCAAGCACUGUUCAAAUCCCCUUUUCCCUCUAUUGGCAAAGCCACUUCUGGGAGGGUCGGCUGUUUUUUCCACCUGUUCUGUAGGUGCUAAAACUUCUGUAAAUAACACUAAUGAGACAGCGCUGGGUGAAGCAGGUUUCAGUGGAUCAGGGGAGAAUUUCUCAUCCUGAUUCUGAGACAUCAGAUGUAACCUAGUCUGGAAUUUCACUUUAAAUGAAAAUGAAAGUGUCUUCUACCUGUCUGUGA
Molecule: messenger RNA, 3656 nt
Organism: Gopherus evgoodei (Goodes thornscrub tortoise)
Lineage: Eukaryota; Metazoa; Chordata; Testudines; Testudinidae
Product: zinc finger protein 271-like
Exons: 7
Coding region: 1-2484 (827 amino acids)
Biological process (GO): regulation of transcription by RNA polymerase II
Molecular function (GO): RNA polymerase II cis-regulatory region sequence-specific DNA binding; DNA-binding transcription factor activity
Source: RefSeq, a predicted model, not a curated record